Molecule: messenger RNA, 2010 nt
Organism: Corticium candelabrum
Lineage: Eukaryota; Metazoa; Porifera; Homoscleromorpha; Homosclerophorida; Plakinidae
Product: sushi, von Willebrand factor type A, EGF and pentraxin domain-containing protein 1-like
Exons: 9
Coding region: 1-2010 (669 amino acids)
Source: RefSeq, a predicted model, not a curated record
AUGGAUGCAAAGAGGUCAUCUUACAGCCGCCAAUGCCGUCAACAUAAAGACACGAAGAAAUGUGAAGGAUACUGGAGCGGAAGAAAUCCGUGCUGCAUACCACGGUCAUGUCCGGAUCCUAACAAUUCUAACUUCAGAAAUGGAAGUAUAGAGGGAAAUGCCUAUUUCUACCCCGAAACAAUCUUCCUAAAUUGCAGUGAAGGUCACGAGAUCAUCGAAGGAGGAUCCUAUUUUCAGUGCAAUCAAAGUGGCCAGUGGCAUGAAAUAUCAAAACCCAGUGACGAGGCAGCACAACAAGCCAAUGAGAGAAUCAACUCAGAACGUGUGAAAGUAAAAGCCUGCCUAUCGCCAAAGUCAAAUUCAAUCAAAACAAGGCACUUUCUCACCACAGUGAGACAAUUUCCUACAUGCCAACCUAAAAAUUGUAGGAAACCUGUUGUUGACAGUCACUGUACUCUGGUUUCAACGAGCUUCCAUUAUCCAAGUACAGUGAUGUUUGACCGCACCGAUGGAUACUGCGUUGUUGGCAGUAACAGCUCUCAAUGCAAUUCACAAGGACUUUGGUCAAAUGUGUCACCAACCUGCGAACAAAUUCAAUGUUCACCUCUUAGCGAUCCCGAACAUGGUACAGUACAGUUGAGCUCAGAACAAAGGUUUGUAAAUGAUACGGCAGUUUACAGCUGUCAUUCCGGCUAUGACCUAAAUAUGGAUAAAAAGAUUCAAAGAUUUACUCGAAUUUGCUUACAAGCCGAUAACCCUCACGAAUGCAAAGGAACGUGGAGCGAAAAACAGCCAUGUUCAAGGUCAUGUCCGGAUCCUAACAAUUCUAACUUCAGAAAUGGAAGUAUAGGGGGAAAUGCCUAUUUCUACCCCGAAACAAUCUUCCUAAAUUGCAGUGAAGGUCACGAGAUCGUCGGCGGAAGAUCCUAUUUUCAGUGCAAUCAAAGUGGCCAGUGGCAUGAAAUAUCAAAACCCAGUGACGAGGCAGCACAACAAGCCAAUGAGAGAAUCAACUCAGAACGUGAGAAAGUAAAAUCCUGCAUAUGGCCAAAGUCAAAUUCAAUCAAAACAAGGCACUUUAUCAACAACAUAAGACAAUUUCCUAUCUGCCAACCUAAAAAUUGUAGGAAACCUGUUGUUGACAGUAACUGUACUCUGGUUUCAACGACCUUUCAUUAUCCAAGCACAGUGAUGUUUGACCGCACCGAUGGAUACUGCGUUGUUGGUAGUACUAGCUCUCAAUGCAAUUCAGAAGGACUUUGGUCAAAUGCGUCACCAACCUGUGAACGUAUACAAUGUCCGUCUCUUGAAAGUAUAAGAAACGGCGGCUUUGCCCUGAAUAAAAACAACAGAUAUGUAGACACCAGAGCGCGCUACAUCUGCAACAGAGGCUACGAUAUCUUGAUGGAUGCAAAGAGGUCAUCUUACAGCCGCCAAUGUCGUCAACAUAAAGACAUGACAAGAUGUGAAGGAUACUGGAGCGGAAGAAAACUGUGCUGCAUACCAAGAUCGUGUCCGAAUCCUAAGCCGUUUGUAAACGGAAUGGUCAUUGGAGAUCAUUUCUUUUACCCUGAAACAAUUUCAAUCAAUUGUAGUGAAGGGCAUAAAUUGACGGAAGAUGGGCCAGUUUAUAAAUGUGAUGAAACAGGGUCUUGGGUUCCUCUUUCUGGUCAAUUGGCAAAAAAGCAUAAACCCGUUAAUUUGCGUGCUGCGGCAGAACUGCAACUAGUCCAAACCUGCCUAAGAAAAAGGAGCAUUCAAACGAAAAAUUUAGAAAAGUCUAAACACAAUUUCGCAAGAUGCGAACCGGUCGACUGCGGAAAGCCGAAAAAUCCUGUGGAUGGACAAUGUUCAGGAACUUCAUACAAGUUUAAAGGAGUUGCAAGAUGUACAUGCAAUCUGGGAUACUGCAUAGUUGGACCAAACAAAACUCAAUGUAACUCAUCAGGACAAUGGUCGAAUAAGGCACCUAGAUGCAAAAGUAAAUAUGGUAUUAAGAUUGGUAUAUAA